AGUCUGAGGGGUCGUUCGUUUGAGGGGAUUGUUGAGGAAUGUAUGGGGCUUGAAGGAGUGAAGCUAGAUCGGAAGAUAAGCAAGAGUGAUUGGAGUGUUGACUACCUCAGCAAAGAGCAGUUAGUUCAGGUGUCAGUAGAUGCUUAUGUUUCUUUCAAGCUCGGUGUUGAUGCUCGUCUAUGGCAAGUUUGAAGACAUGUAUCAAGAUGAAUACUAUGUCCUGAAUCUUUAGUCUUUACUCUUUUGUUAGAUUGUCGAAAAAGAAAAAUGUUAUCACUCGUUAAUUUCU
Brassica oleracea var. oleracea is the source of this 289-nucleotide messenger RNA. RefSeq lists its product as uncharacterized. Gene Ontology annotation, cellular component: cytoplasm; nucleus. The record is from RefSeq and is a predicted model, not a curated record. Gene Ontology annotation, molecular function: 3'-5' exonuclease activity; nucleic acid binding. Lineage: Eukaryota; Viridiplantae; Streptophyta; Magnoliopsida; Brassicales; Brassicaceae.